AUGAGACCUGCUCUUAUCCUUUCUCAUCGUGCACCUCCAGUCCCAAAAUUCUUUAAAAAAGAGAGUCUGACCUUGGACCAUUUCCUCACCCGAGGUCGAGUAAUAUCCCUAUACCGUCAGAUAUUGAGAAGCACAAAAGGUCUUGACAAGCAUGAUGCACAAGAACUUAGAGCAUGGGCUCGAUCCGACUUUGAGCGUGCUCGCCAUGAAACGGAUUUAGACAAAAUAAAGGCAUUAUUAUCAUCCGGGAAGCAUCAAAUGCAUAAUCUCCAAAGUUCGAUUACACUUGCCCAUGCAAAAAAGUAG
Phycomyces blakesleeanus NRRL 1555(-) is the source of this 306-nucleotide messenger RNA. It is a transcript of the gene NDUFA6, whose product is annotated as NADH dehydrogenase 1 alpha subcomplex subunit 6 NDUFA6. Gene Ontology annotation, cellular component: mitochondrion. The transcript is spliced from 4 exons. Lineage: Eukaryota; Fungi; Mucoromycota; Mucoromycetes; Mucorales; Phycomycetaceae. Bases 1 to 306 code for a protein of 101 amino acids. The record is from RefSeq and is a predicted model, not a curated record.